CGGUCUGAAUAGUCUGGAAUAGCUAGCUGGUCUUGCAACUGUUCCGGCCCGUCAACAGUUCCCUGGAGGAGAUUCUGAGGGCUACUGGUUUUAUUGAAUUUAUUGUUAUUUCUUUUUUUGCUUGAUGUGCAUGCGCCCUGAAACUGUCAAUAUGGGCAGCACCAAGAAGCCGACGUCGACCUCGUCAAAGAAAUCCGCUGCACCGAAGAAAGAGUCCAAUCCUUCCAAGCCCCGUUCUUCAGACAGCAAGAAGGCUGAUUCGGAAAAUAAGUCCGAUGCCAGCCUUCACAAGCGUUCGCGUUCAGUGUUAGGGUGUUAUACCUGCCGAUUGCGAAGAAAGAAGUGCGACGAAAGACAUCCAUCUUGCUCAGCCUGCAUCAACCUGUGCGUAAAAUGCGAGUAUACGCGGCCGUCGUGGUGGGGAACCCCCGAAGAGCGGAGUAUGCAGAAGGAAAAGGUGAAGAACAAGAUCCGACAGACUAAGAUGAACGAGAAGCUGGUGUCCAAGAGAGAUCGCGCGCGCAGUUACUCGAAUGGAUCUCCACUGUUUUCUGGAUACGAUUUCAAUAAUCCUACCUUGUGCGAGCCUUACGAUCCGUUCGCUCCACAUCUUUCGACACGGGCCUUCAUGCAGGGACCUUAUAUACACGAUGCUUAUGAAGUCGACAUUAAAACAGAACGGCAGAUGUUUGUCAACGACGUGCCUAUAUGCCAUGAAUCCUCGACGUCAACCUUUAAUACAUACACGCCGCCAUAUCUACAUGCGACGCUUCCCGAAUUUCCAGAAGAAAAUUGGCUCCUUGCGCAGAGUCAGCCUGCACCAUUUCUGGAAUUGGACCCGGCAUUGUAUGAAGCGACAAACUCUCACUCUUACUCGUUUUGGCAGACGAACGUUCCUGUAGAGGAGCGCGAUCGACCGCUCUUAAACCACUUCCUCGAGAACGUGCUUCGACUGAUCUUUCCCAUCUUAGAAGUUCACCAGCGCGGCCCGUCGCGAACAAAGGCGAUUAUUCAUUCACUAGAGACAAACAAGUCUUACCUUCAUUGCUGUCUCAGCGUUGCUGCGAUCCAUAUGAAGACAACCACAGCUCUCGAGAGCGAGGACAUCGAUCAUGAUAUUAUGCGCCAUCGCUAUGAGGCAGUAUCAGAGCUGUGCCAAGCGUUGGGAAAGGAUACGGACCAUGAACAGAUUCUGGAAGCCACACUAGCAAUGAUCUUCUUCCACUGCUCGGUAGGGUCUGUCGAUGAUUAUCUCCCUGAUAUCCCGUGGAGCGACCACUUCCAGGCCGUGUCCAAUCUAGUGGACAGGCUGGACCUUCCGGGUGCAAUGCUCAGCUGCAGUCCCCAUAUGCAACCGCCAUUCAACAUGACGUUGACUGCGUGGAUCGAUAUCCUGGGCUCUACAAUGCUGGGGAAGACACCUCAGUUCGCACAUAUGUACCGGGAGAAGCAUCUGAGUAGUUCUUCCUCCGGUCUCCGCGAACUGAUGGGAUGCGAUGAUCGUGUCAUGUAUCUGAUCUCAGAAAUCGCCUGCCUUGAAGCCUUAAGAGCAGAGGGACGCGUUGACGAUAUAUCUGUCUGUUCCCAUGUCCAAGCCUUGGGACAGCAGCUCGACUUCACGGAACCGUACGACCGGACUCUGGAGCUCCCCUAUUCAGCGACCGGUGGUGCGAUUCGCCCAGACCAGCUGACCAAAAACAUGACCGCUGUUUUCCGCAUUGCUGCUCGUAUCUACCUCUGCAGUCUGGUUCCAGGGUUUGAUCGGCACCAGCAGAGCAAUCUGGGCCUCAUUUCAGCCUUUGCAGAUGCCCUUCAAUAUGUUCCUGCGGGCCCUGACGGGUAUGAUCGUUCAUUGGUCUGGCCACUGCUCAUUGCUGGGACCUUUUCGGUUCCUUCUAGUCCUCUGCGCAGCGUAUUGAACGAGCGCGUUAUUCUGAUGGGCGAACACGCAGAUUUGGGUAGUUUCGGUCGCAUGUGGCUUCUGCUACAGGAGGUCUGGCGUCUUGCAGAUGAUCCCAUACUCCUUGCACCUCUCGACACCCAGAGUGAAGUACCGUCACUAGAAGCACAGCCGUUUUUGAAAGAGGAAAGGUCGCCUACACCUGUUACAGGGCUGUCUGGCAUCGAGCCUAGAAAUCAACAAGUCCACUGGCGAGAUGUUAUGCAACGUAACGGAUGGCGCUUCCUCCUUAUAUGAGCUUUUUUUUUUUUUUUCUUUCUUCCGCACUUCAAGGAGUAUUGGAAAGGACACUAUUUCGGGGAUAUCUUACCUGGGGUUUCCUUUCAGGAUGAUACCAUGGCGCAAUUACUCAAGGAUCAGAGGAUAUACCACAUUUGUCUGAAGAGACAAGGGACCGGCAAAAGACAGGGAUUUUGUACAGUUGAUCCGGAUAUAAAUAUUAAAUCGAUACAGCUGCUCUCCCGGGUGCGACACGUCCAGCUGUUAAACGACGAGGCCCAGCACAUGUAGGUGUCGGACUCCCUUCACUGCAGAAAUUUCGAAGCUGAUGUCCAUCUACUUAUAGCACCACAUCGGUAUCGAUAAUGCCGUAUGAGAUGGCUACCCUU
Messenger RNA from Paecilomyces variotii, 2568 nucleotides. RefSeq names its product putative C6 sexual development transcription factor NosA. The transcript has 4 exons. NCBI's taxonomy places the organism in Eukaryota, Fungi, Ascomycota, Eurotiomycetes, Eurotiales, Thermoascaceae. Gene Ontology annotation, biological process: positive regulation of transcription by RNA polymerase II. The record is from RefSeq and is a predicted model, not a curated record. Gene Ontology annotation, molecular function: zinc ion binding; transcription cis-regulatory region binding; DNA-binding transcription factor activity, RNA polymerase II-specific. Bases 125 to 2197 code for a protein of 690 amino acids. Gene Ontology annotation, cellular component: nucleus.